CAAAUGCCUAUCGAGCUCACAUACAGAAGAAGCUCAUCAGCAUGUGGUCCAGGGGCGCCUUCACUGAGAUCCCUGGCUGCUUUGACCAGUCAUUGACCUGUGAAGAGCAUGAAAGUCUGGAAGAGUAUUUCACUCCAAGGGUACCCAGGAGGCCUCGCACGGUCGUCCUCCGCGCAUUACAAAGAAUGGGGAAAACGAGGUUCCUGAUGAAGGUGAUGCUGGCCUGGUCAGACGGUACCCUCUAUCGGGACAAAUUCUCUUUCAUUUUCUACUUAUGCUGCCGAGAAUUGAAGCAGCUGAGGGUGACCAGCCUGGCCGGGCUCAUGUCCAGAGAAAGGCCCGAUGACUCUGUCCCCUUGGCGGACAUCGUGGCCCAACCAGAGAGGAUCCUGUUCAUCAUCGACAGCUUAGAGGAGCUGCAGUGCACCCUGACAGAGCCCGAGUCGGAGCUGUGCCAUGACUGGAGGGAGGAGCGUUCAGUGAAGACGGUCCUGAGCAGCCUGCUGAGGAGGAGGAUCCUCCCAGAGUCCGCUCUGCUCCUCGCUGCCAUGCCCAUGCGCCCAGAAGCUCUGGAGAGCAAGCUGGACCACCCCAACAUGCAAGAUCUCAAAUGCUUCCAGGACAGCCACGUGAAGCAGUACUUCUGCUGCUCGUUUGAAGACAGGGGCCGAGCCCUGGCAGCCUUCAGCUUGGUGCGAAACAAUGAGCAUCUCUUCACCAUGUGCCACGUCCCCCUCCUCUGCUGGAUGGUGUGCACCUCUCUGAAACAGGAGAUGGAGCGCGGGAGGGACCUGGCAGCCACCUGCUGCAGGUCCACCUCUGUGUUCCUCUCUUUCAUGUUUCAAGCGUUCACACCCAAGGGCGCUCCUCGUCCCAGCCAGCAGGGCCAAGGCCUGCUGAAGGCGCUGUGUUCCCUGGCCGCGGAGGGCAUGUGGACCGACACGUGGGUGUUUGGCGAAGAGGAGCUCAGGAGGAACGGGAUAGCGGACACUGACACCCCCACCUUGCUGGACCUCAGGCUCCUCCGGAAGUACAGCGAGUCUGGGAGCUCCUACUCCUUCAUCCACAUGUGCAUGCAGGAGUUCUGUGCCGCCAUGUACUACCUGCUGGACAGCCCCCGCGACCACCCCAGCCGGGCCGUGAGGCCCAUAGAGGCACUGCUGCCCACGUACUUCAGGAAAGACAGAGCAAGCUGGGUGUUCCUGGGCUGCUUCCUGUUUGGCCUCCUCCAUGAAAGUGAGCAGCAGAGGCUGGAU
Molecule: messenger RNA, 1256 nt
Organism: Marmota flaviventris (yellow-bellied marmot)
Lineage: Eukaryota; Metazoa; Chordata; Mammalia; Rodentia; Sciuridae
Source: RefSeq, a predicted model, not a curated record